Molecule: messenger RNA, 2301 nt
Organism: Vollenhovia emeryi
Lineage: Eukaryota; Metazoa; Arthropoda; Insecta; Hymenoptera; Formicidae
Gene: byn
Exons: 5
Coding region: 48-2048 (666 amino acids)
Biological process (GO): cell fate specification; regulation of transcription by RNA polymerase II; mesoderm formation
Cellular component (GO): nucleus
Molecular function (GO): DNA-binding transcription factor activity, RNA polymerase II-specific; RNA polymerase II cis-regulatory region sequence-specific DNA binding
Source: RefSeq, a predicted model, not a curated record
CUCCCUCCCCUACCGCGAGAGUCUCUCGGGAAAAUACACCGCGUCGUAUGUGGCUUCCGUUUCUUUCCCUCGUGUAUGGUUUGCGCUACUGUCAGAGAUCGAGAAUUCAAUUUCCAAUUCGUGGAUACAUCGGAGGGAGUAAGAGGAUCGAGGUACAGCUGACGUACUGGAGACCGCUGAAGAUGCAACCGGCGGGCGCACCGCGAACGCCGGGUUCUCCAACGCGCUCCUCGUACCACGAGCGCGACCGGGAGCGCGAAAGGGAACGCGAGCAGGAGCGGGAUCGCGAGCGAGAGCGUGGCGGACGGCAGCAGGGCCGAGCGAGUCCUGCGGAGGAUCGAGAGGAUCGCGAAGAGCGGGGUUCGAUCGUGAGGCAGAGCCUCGGGCCUCCUGCCGCGAUCUCGGGGAGCCAAGGAUUGCCGCUGUCUCUGUCGCUGGAGGAUCGGGAGCUCUGGACUAGAUUCCAGUGCAUUACGAACGAGAUGAUUGUAACCAAGAAUGGCAGGUUCUGUAAUCGAAUUAAUACCAGGUGGAAGUACGUCAACGGUGAAUGGGUACCAGGCGGGAAGGCGGAAGUGGCCCCGCCUAAUCCGAUUUACAUUCAUCCGGAGAGUCCGAAUUUCGGAGCACAUUGGAUGAAGGAGGCGGUGUCAUUCGCUAAGGUAAAACUAACGAAUAAGUCGAACGGUAACGGGCAGAUCAUGCUGAACUCGUUGCACAAGUACGAGCCACGUGUUCAUUUGGUCCGAGUGGGUGCCGAGGAACAGAGAACGGUUCUCACGUAUCGUUUCCCCGAAACGCAAUUCAUCGCGGUGACGGCGUAUCAGAAUGAGGAAGUUACGAGUCUCAAGAUCAAAUACAAUCCAUUCGCGAAGGCGUUUCUCGACGCCAAGGAGAGGCCCGCGGAUUCGCAGACUUACUCGCAAUAUGCAGGCGCAUUAUUUCUACCUCAACCUACUAUGGGAUACGAGUACAACACUGCAUCGGCGAUAGCAGUCGCGCAAAACCAAGCAUCGGCUUGUGUUAGCAAUCACUUCUCUAAUCCGUGCACCGGCGCCACAUCUGGGCACAGAGGCACCUGCAGAGCAGUGCCUUAUACCUUGAGGCACAAGUACGUCCAAGAUGAACAGCACGCAGACGCGUACGCGCCGAUGCCGCUCUUGCAUCCCACGGCUUACGUGACGGCUCCGGCCUGGUCGCCGCGGAGCCCGGAAUCCCUGCAGACUCUCAAUUCCGCGUGCCUGCCACCCGCCGCCUCGCAGGAGUGGCCGACGUCGCCGUCGCCGUCGCCAACGUCAUCGCACACGGUCCUCGGCAGGGCCGUGGUCGGUACUGUCUCGACGACCACCGUGACCGGUUGUACCCUUUACGUGCCCUCGAAUUUACCGUCUCAGGAGCAACACGGCGGACACUGCGCUGACGCGUCUUGGAUACAUUCCAACACGUUGGAGCAGCAACAGCAGCAGCAACAGCAGCAGCAGCAGCAGCAGCAGCAGCAACAUCAACAGCAAUCCUACUUGAACUUGAAUCUCCAUCUGCAUCACCAAAUGUCCCCGUACGGUCCCGUUUCGCACCCGGGGCUGCAGCACGCGGGCUUGCACCCACAAAGUGGAGAACCGGUUCCUCCGACGGACGCGAACGAAUACGUUCACGAGUAUCAUCACGCCUCGCCGGUGCAAUCGACCACCCCCGACCAGCAUCGUCAUCAGCAGCAGCAUCAUCCUCAAGCGCAGAUGUUGCACGUGCAGACGCUGCCGCAGACAGAAACGUCUUCGCCGGUCAGCGUAGAGUACGACAGCCCGCCCAAGGAGCAUCCCCACAUCCAGAUGGGCUAUCCCGAGCAAACCGCGGACGCUUUGAACGAGGUGCAGCAGGACGACGAGAGACGAUACUUGACCACGGUUGUCGACCGCUACCCUCAUCAUCAUCAUCAUCAUCAUCCACAUCAUCGUAAUCACCAUCGACAGGACACGGAGAUCGCCGACGAGCAGCCAAACGCUUGGACGCCGCUGACGCCACCCCCGGCGCCGCAGACCACCGCCAUUUGACUCGAAUUGGUACAUUGGAAAUUAUGCACAAGUAUUGAGCACACGCGAAAAUGCACGUCCGAGCUUACUAUCGUGUGUAAAAUCGUCAACGUGGGGAAUAUUGUCUCAACGAUCGAUUCGAUGAUGCGGCGUCAGAUGGAUGCUAAAUAUAUUAAACGCGACGAUUAAUCGAGAAAAUUCUUCUCGCGCACGAUAGAUGUUAAAAUGUAUCGUUCCGUCCUAAUUACUGUAGAUACAUUUUAUUGAUUCCCCU